GGGAGUCUAGCCGGGAGGUGGCUGGUGAGGAGGAAGAGCCUGUCUGCAGAGGCAAGCAGGAAACAACUGGUAGCUAGGCCCAGCAGUGAGAACCCAGAGUGGCCUAGGCCAGCUCACACGGCACGUGGAGAGCCACACCAGGCCACGCCCUCUCUGCCAGUGGUGAAGGAGGGAGGAAGUUCUGCACACACGGCCAUGUUUAGAAAUUCCGUUAGCCCAGGCAGGCUUCUCUGAGCAAGCCCGAGUCAGCGGAGUAGCAGGCCCUACGGAGGAAAGCCAGCGCUUCCCGGCCCACCCCCCCGAGAGGUGCACCAGGAGGUCUCUGAGGCCGCGGAGAUGGAGGCCAGAGGCAGGAGGAACCAUCUGCUACUGCUGGUCACCCUGGGGCUGGCAGCCAAGCUCGGUCACUUCCAGGGGUGGGAGGGCUUCCAGGAGAGGCCAAUGAGCAAGAACAACAUGAAUGGCACGCUCAACUUCUUCAUCCAGGCCUACAACAACAUGAGCAACGACACCUACCUGUUCCGGGUGCAGAAGCUCAUUCAGACUCAGAUGCAGCUGACGACCGGGGUGGAGUACUUGGUGACGGUGAAGAUCGCACGGACCAAAUGCAAGAGGAACGAGACAAAAGACGCUUCCUGUCCCCUGCAAAGCAAGAAGCUCAGAAAGACUUUAAUUUGCAAGUCCCUGAUAUACACUGUGCCCUGGAUCAACUACUACCAGCUCUGGAAUAACUCCUGCCUGGACGACUGAGUGCUCGUGCCGAGACCCUCGGGGUGCAGGUGGCCAUGCUGUGCACUGGCAGUUAUAAAAUUCUAACGGCCUUGUCUCCCUCACUGAGGUCUUCUUACACAUACGCUUGUG
This is a messenger RNA of Tupaia belangeri chinensis (Chinese tree shrew), 861 nucleotides long. It is a transcript of the gene CSTL1, whose product is annotated as cystatin like 1. The transcript has 5 exons. Lineage: Eukaryota; Metazoa; Chordata; Mammalia; Scandentia; Tupaiidae. The coding region runs from base 337 to 750 and encodes 137 amino acids. The record is from RefSeq and is a predicted model, not a curated record. Gene Ontology annotation, molecular function: cysteine-type endopeptidase inhibitor activity.